AUGGACCUGCUUUCCGAAGUCAGCGCGCCCACUGUGGCCAUGGCAUCCGCUCUGUCGGUGGCCGCCGGGGCCUAUCUGAAUGCGAAGCUCUCCAUCUCCACCGAUCUCUCACAGCUUGCCGGCGAUCGCGCCUUCGCAGCCCGACUGGGUGAGCGCAUAGCUCAGCUGGGCGACUCUACGACCAUCUAUAAGAUGCUAGAACGGGUGGUCGAGGUUGAAGGGCAAGGCGCAGCCGAUGCGCUCUGGUUCGAGCACAAAACAUGGUCAUACAGCCAGUUGAAAGAAUUGGUUGAUCGAUUUGCGGCUUUGUUGCAUGCUCGCGAUAUGAAGACUGGGGACUUCGUGGGCGUCUUCACAACCAACUCGCCCGAGAUGGUCAUUAUUCUCUACGCGUUGUCAAAGCUUGGAGCGGUGGCUGCCAUGAUUAACACCAACCUCCGAGAUGAUACAUUCAUCCACUGCCUGACUGUGUCCGGGUCUAAGUUCAUUAUCUCAACCCCAGACCUGUCACAACAUGUUUACGCCGAUUUACCACACUUGGCAUUCAAUCUAUCAUCGUUCGAAGAUGUUUCCACCGGCGCUGUCGAACUCAUUACUUCAACCGACCUGCAACAAUUCUCUCCAACCGGACUGGCAUGUGCGAAACGUACUCCCCGCGAUCUAACCGCAUUGAUCUAUACAUCCGGCACCACGGGCAAGCCCAAAGCCUGUGCCGUACGCAACAUGCUGGCAUUGAUAACCUCAAACACCCUUCCAGCAGAUGCGAACAACCGGGCCAAGUACUCCCCGCUCCGCACGUACUCGUCUCUGCCCCUGUUUCACGGCACGGCCUUCUUCACAGGGGUAUGCUACUCCGUGGGCAACGGCGGAACGCUGUGUCUGAGACGAAAGUUCUCCGCCUCGCAAUUCUGGAAAGAUGUCCACGACUCGCGCGCAACCCGAAUUCUCUACAUCGGCGAACUAUGCCGCUAUCUACUAUCCACGCCGCCAUCCCCAUACGACCGUAACCACAACUGCAUCGUGGCCGCGGGCAAUGGCCUCCGCGGCGAGAUCUGGGAACGCUUCCGUCAGCGAUUCGGCGUUCCCGAAAUCCGAGAGUUCUACCGCUCCACGGAGGGUUUGGCCAAGUUCGACAACCACGGUGUCAGCGCCUGGGGUGCUGGGAAAGUAGGCUUCUCGGGCCCAAUCCGUCGAUUCCUCGAGGACGACACAUUCAUAGUCAAGUAUGAUACUGAGACGGAGAUGCCGUACCGCGAUCCCGAGACUGGGUUCUGUGUUCGUGCUCGUCUUGGUGAGGAGGGUGAGGCCAUUGGCCGUGUGCGUGACCGGGGCCUGCUCACAGAGUAUCUGCACAACGAAGAGGCUACUGAGAAGAAGCUCAUCCGUGAUGUUUUUCAAAAGGGCGACCUCUUUCAGUGCACAGGCGAUCUUGUUGUUCAAGAUCAAUCUGGAUGGGUCAAGUUCCAAGACCGUGUUGGUGAUACAUUUCGCUGGAAAGGAGAGAAUGUCAGUGCAGGUGAAGUCCGGGAUCACGUUUGUCGGAUUAAUGGGGUUCACGAUGCCGUGGUGUAUGGCGUCAAGCUGGGCGGAUAUGAUGGCCAAGCUGGCGCUGCCGGCAUUACUCUCGAAGAACAUUCCUCGGCCGCCGAAGCCGAUCUCAUGUCAAACUUGUACAGCGCGCUGAGGAAGAAAGGUGUUCCCUCAUACGCACUUCCUCGCCUAGUGCGUAUCACGGAGAAAGUUGAAACAGGCGUCACGUUCAAACAAGCGAAGGGCGAUCUCGUCAAGAAGGGCUGGGAUCCUCGCCAAGAUUGGGCAGGGGACAAGUUGUACUGGCUGAACGGCACAAUCUAUGAGAAACUGAACGAUCAAAGCUGGUCGGAGAUUGAGAGCGGCAAAGCUAAGCUCUAA
Messenger RNA from Penicillium lagena, 1911 nucleotides. RefSeq names its product putative bifunctional fatty acid transporter/acyl-CoA synthetase (FAT1). Gene Ontology annotation, molecular function: long-chain fatty acid-CoA ligase activity; long-chain fatty acid transmembrane transporter activity. The record is from RefSeq and is a predicted model, not a curated record. The coding region runs from base 1 to 1911 and encodes 636 amino acids. NCBI's taxonomy places the organism in Eukaryota, Fungi, Ascomycota, Eurotiomycetes, Eurotiales, Aspergillaceae. The transcript has 5 exons.